Symbiodinium sp. CCMP2456 is the source of this 1059-nucleotide messenger RNA. The record is from the annotation of a GenBank genome assembly. NCBI's taxonomy places the organism in Eukaryota, Dinophyceae, Suessiales, Symbiodiniaceae.
AUUGUCGACGAGUUCCAACAAUUCUGCCAGCGACAAUGGCAGAGCCACACAGCUCAAGUGCAAGAACACCCACGGCUCAACCACAAGUUUGUCAAGCACGUCAUAUCCAUGAUCCCUGACGACUUCAUCAUCCACAACGAAGACCAUGCCAACGCCCACCUCAUGAUAUAUUGCCCCAACGUCUACAACCAGGCAGCGGUGAACACAUGGAUGGACAAAUCCACCUUUGACAUGCUCGACACCACCAGUGAGGAGGUCAAGAACAACAUGAAAAGCCAGGCUGCCGCGAGGAUUGACAAGCGCUACCACAAACUCCUCCGCUUCGACAAGCCUCUCCCCUACGGCUAUAUCAUGAUGAAGCGCAAGAAGAAGUGGCAAAAAGGACGAACAAUCAUUGCCUAUGCCAACACGUGCAUCGGCAACCUCCUCAAGGUCACGGCCAUUGCCCUCCAACAAAUGCUCAACGUGACGUGGCCCCAUCAUUUCGGACGAGCCAGCUCGCCAGAAUUAUGGCAAGAGAUACACCACCUAUUCCACAACAACGAGCAGUUGUACCCGGAGCGCAGCCUCCGCUUCCUCAACCACGACUUGGUCGGCUUCUUUAACUCCAUACCGCAGCAAGACAUCAUGCGCAGCAUCCAUUUCUUAACCGCCGAGUUCCUCAAUAACAACAACCACGUGCUCCUGGUUGAUCCCCAUGGCAAGAUUGGUACCGUGCACUCCGGACGUUCGUCACACAGCAUCAAAGUUAACAUGACAAAUGUCCACGCGGAGCACAUCCCCAGCAUCAUUCAGUUCAGCUUUGAUGCCUGUGCGUUCACAGCCAUUGGGGAAGACAAGUUCUGGAUCCGUCGCUACGUCGACAACAGGGCGAUCAUCGUGGACGAGACUGAGCUCCGAUCCAACGAGCACCAUAUCCAGAAGCCAUCGCCCAGCGACAGAUUGCUGACCUUGAAAAACUGUACGAUGAGCUUGGAUACACGAACCAUCGACAGCGCCGUCGAUGAUAAGUACGUUGGGCCGAUACGCUCAAAGCAGCCGAUGCUAACGAUGCAGUGA